CGUUGACAGUGGUGGCCGAAAAGGAUUAAAACUUGAAGAAGAAAGAAUUCAAAAUGAUCGGUAAAGGCGUGUCGAAGUCCAGCGCAACAGUGAGGGCGAUUUUGGUGCUUUUUCUAAUUGUUUGCCUCGUUAAUUGUGCAACAGAGCAGAGAAUUAACAGUAGAGGUAGCAAGGCAUCGAAUCUUAUUCAGAAAGUCAACGGGUGGCGCAGCCAACGCGGAGGUUCAUGCUUAAGCUAUGGACACUCUUGCUGGGGAGCCCACGGGAAGCGUUCAGGCAAGGCCCCGGCUUCUGCUCCCGACUGGUACAUCACUAGAAUCCUGCGUCGCAUGGCAGCUAGCAAUGAAAUGAACCGUGCCCAAAACCUUGCAGGUCCGAACGAAAUCGACGUCUAUCGGGUGGAAGAUGAUGUUCCCUCAUCUAAUAAGUUUAUGACCGAAUCUGAAGAGGUACCGGUUGUUGUUGCCGCGAGAGGUGCUGAAGCUAAGCCUAUGCUGGAUGACGACAUGCUGUCCAGACUUAAGAUUUGGCAAAUCAUUAGAGCAGCAGCCGAAGAAAAAUGAGCUAACAAACUGGACUGACCCUUUAUUUAAACAAAAUAUAACCACUUUCGUUUAAUACUCCACGAUAUAGUCAAUACAAGGCUGGGUUGUAAUUGACUUUGUAAUAUAUAGAAUAUAAGUAUGUUUAAUAAAUAUUUACCGUUGAAAAUUGCUUAUUUAAUGUUUACAU
This is a messenger RNA of Nymphalis io (European peacock), 732 nucleotides long. RefSeq names its product neuropeptide CCHamide-1 (gene CCHa1). Lineage: Eukaryota; Metazoa; Arthropoda; Insecta; Lepidoptera; Nymphalidae. The coding region runs from base 54 to 563 and encodes 169 amino acids. The transcript has 8 exons. The record is from RefSeq and is a predicted model, not a curated record.